AACUUCCACAAGAUGCCAAAGUUGGGUGAGGAUUGAACUUCCACAACCCACAGCCAACUCCCUAUAAAUGUCCACCUUUACCUCAAAUUCCUAAAGUUUUUAGUUCCAACUUUCUCUACCCUCAAAAAUUCAGUAACAAACACUCAAUUCAAAUGGGUGAGAACAACGUCGAUGUAAAAAAAGAAGCCAAUGAAAAGAAGAUCGUUGAUGCCGAUAACACAAAGAAAGUUGACGAAGGGCCAAUCACUAUCGUUCUAAAGCUCGAUUUGCAUUGUGCCGGAUGCGCCAAAAAGGUCAAGAAAUCCGUACAAUUUAUUGAAGGUGUGGAAACUGUAAAAGCCGAUUGUGCAAACAACAAGCUGACAAUAACGGGGAAAGUAGAUCCUGCUCAUAUCAAGGAGCGAGUGGAGUUCAGGACCAAGAAAACCGUGGAAAUUAUAUCUCCUAAACCCCAAAAGGAUGAGGGAGGUGCAAAGAAAGGCGAUGAAAAGCCACCGGAGCCAAAAUCUAACAAUGAGAAACCCAAAGAGCCUCAAUCGACUACUGUGGUGUUGAAGAUUUCAUUACAUUGUGAUGGCUGCUCACAAAAAAUUAAACGAAUCAUCUCAAAGUUCGAUGGGGUAGAAUCGGUAAAACCCGAUGGCAACAAGAAUUUGGUUACGGUGAAAGGAAAAAUGAAUAUGAAAGAACUUGUACCGUAUUUAAAAGACAAAUUGAAAAGAAAUGUCGAUGUUGUCCCUCCAAAAAAAGAAGAUGACAAGGAUGGUGAAAAAACCGCCACAAAGAAAGUUGAAGAAGGUGACGGUAAAAAAGAGAAAGCAGGAGACAACACUGAUGACGGUAAAAAAGAGAAAGAAGGCGACAACACUGUUGGCGAUAAAAAGAAAAAUGAUGUAGAAAAAGCCGUGGAUAAUAGUGGAGGAGACGAGAAAAAGAAAAACGAUACAGAAAAAGCCGUGGAUAGCAAAGAAGGAGACGAGAAAAAGAAAAAUGCCGAGGCAAAAGCCGCAACUGAUGAGAGUGAUAAAAAGAAGCCAGAUGAUGAUGCAAAAGCGAUCGGUGGUAGUGACGGGGGCAAAAAUAUAGACGUGAUAAAUAAAUUUGAAUAUUAUAGCCAUAACCCUUAUAUAUACACGAUGCCUGUGUAUAAUCAGACUUAUCAUAAUCAAGAUUAUGGUGUUUUGGGGUUUUCAACUCAUGGCUACGACAUUGAAGGUUAUGCUAAUCAUGGGUAUGCCAUGGAAUAUCAACAUCGACCUCUGCCUCCUCCUCCACCGAUGUUUCUUCACGAUCCCCGUCCUUCGGAAACUGAUUUAUUUAGUGCAGAAAACCCUAAUGCUUGUUCCAUCAUGUGAUUAAUUCACGACGUGAUCGGAGACUUGUAUUAUAAUGUUGCCAAUAAUAACAUGUAAUGCAAAAGAUUAUGUAUAAGAUGAGUAUGAUAUUAAUUGUAUAUUACACGUAUUAGUAAUAAAA
Messenger RNA from Helianthus annuus (common sunflower), 1476 nucleotides. RefSeq names its product heavy metal-associated isoprenylated plant protein 3. Gene Ontology annotation, molecular function: metal ion binding. The transcript is spliced from 5 exons. NCBI's taxonomy places the organism in Eukaryota, Viridiplantae, Streptophyta, Magnoliopsida, Asterales, Asteraceae. Bases 153 to 1355 code for a protein of 400 amino acids. The record is from RefSeq and is a predicted model, not a curated record.